UGGACAUUAAAAACCACCCAGCAAAAAACAGCUGAAACAGCCAGGGGCGACCUGAAAUUUGUGAACACAGAGUAUGGCUAGAAUCAGUAUGGCAGAAGUUAUUGUUGCUCUAGUUUUAUCAGCAGCGAUGCUGCAGGUCACAUAUGCAGAAGAUUACACUGUUGGUGACUCUACUGGCUGGGUUCGCCCAUCUGACUCCACCUUUUACACCAACUGGGCUGCUGAUAAAGUCUUCCACAUCAAUGACACUCUAGCCUUCGACUUUACUACCGGAGCUCAUGAUGUGGCCAUUGUCACAAAGGAUGCUUAUGACAGCUGCAGCACUACAAAUCCCACCCAACUUUUUCAAACUGGGCCAGUGACUUUGACCCUCAACUCCACUGGUGAACAUUACUACAUAUGUACCAUUACUGGGCACUGUUCCGCUGGCCAAAAACUAGCCAUCAACGUUGUUGCUGACUCUGAUAACACAACCCCUGGUCCUUCUGGCUCAACCACUCCUCCUAGCGCUGCCUCAUCAUCCCGUGGCUUUACCUUCGCUUUCUUCAUGUUUGUUGUCAUUGGCUUGUUGUUCUAGUGCCUCACUUUCUUGAUAGUAAUAGUAUUGCCUGAUAUAUAUGAUUUGGGUUUUUAGUUUUAUACGGUUUGGAAUUAUACGAGUCGCUGUAUCAUGAUAUUGAUUUUGUAUAUCUGAAUAAUGCUGUUGGCAUCAGCAAUUGGAGCAGGCAUUUCUAAUUGAUUUUCAGGAUUUGAUUUUA
Molecule: messenger RNA, 758 nt
Organism: Mangifera indica (mango)
Lineage: Eukaryota; Viridiplantae; Streptophyta; Magnoliopsida; Sapindales; Anacardiaceae
Product: umecyanin-like
Exons: 2
Coding region: 74-577 (167 amino acids)
Cellular component (GO): plasma membrane
Molecular function (GO): electron transfer activity
Source: RefSeq, a predicted model, not a curated record